Messenger RNA from Punica granatum (pomegranate), 1510 nucleotides. The record is from RefSeq and is a predicted model, not a curated record. NCBI's taxonomy places the organism in Eukaryota, Viridiplantae, Streptophyta, Magnoliopsida, Myrtales, Lythraceae.
AUAAUAAGUACAGAGCUCUGACUCUGCAGACAACAGAGCUCUGACCGUCUUUUCUGACAUUGCCAUUUUCAUCAGCUCACUUCUGCAGAUUCCGAUCCCAAAAAAACAAGACUUUCCCCUAUAAUCCAAUCCAUCAUCUGACUGGGAAUCUUAAAUGGAAAAGCGUUUAAUUCAACCGCUCGUUGCUGUCUCGAUCUCAUCCUCAAUUGCCCUCAGAGCAUACAAAAGGAAGUCCCUUGAUUCGUCGGGUGCACUUGCCGGGUUCCUCGUAAUGUCCGUCCACCUUGCUGCUGGUUACAGGUAUGGAGCGAUGCUGUUGGUUUUCUUCUUCACCUCGUCAAAGUUAACAAAGGUCGGAGAGGUGAAGAAGAGACUUGUUGAUGCCGAUUUCAAGGAGGGCGGACAGCGGAACUGGAUACAAGUUCUAUCCAAUAGCGGCAUUGCCACAAUUCUGGUGGUUGUUCUGUGGAGAUUGACUAAUUGGCAGGACAAAUGUUUGGACUCAAAAGAAUCAAUUCUUAUCACAUCUCUCAUCGGUGGUGUCAUCGGCCACUACUCUUGCUGUAAUGGAGACACCUGGUCUUCGGAGCUCGGGGUACUUAGCGACUCGCAACCCCGAUUGAUCACUACCUUCAAGCCCGUUAGGAAGGGGACAAAUGGUGGAGUAACAAUGACAGGAUUGAUUGCGGCUGCAGCAGCUGGAAGUGUCAUCGGGAUAUCAUUUGUUCUCUUUGGUUUCGCCACAGCAAAAUGCACAAGUGAGGUGGCUGUGAGGCAACUGUUGGUGAUUCCUCUCUCUACUCUAGCAGGACUCGGGGGAAGCGUCAUAGAUUCCUUGCUCGGAGCCACCCUGCAGUUCAGUGGAUUCUGUACAGUCAGAAAUAAGGUCGUGUCAAAACCUGGUCCCAUGGUAAAGAAGAUAUCAGGUCUCAGCAUCCUCGACAACAAUGCGGUGAAUCUAGUGUCGGUAUUACUGACCACUGUUCUGACUGCGGCCGCCUCCACCUACAUAUUCUGAAUUCCUCCCUUCAAUUAGUUCAGUCCUGCAGUCUUGCAGAGGUUAGUUCAUGUAAUCAUUCCAUUGUGAAGGGUCAGAUGCCACAUAAAGGAUAUGGUCGAUGAAUUUUGAGGAGUUUCUCGUUGAUUAUUACAGAUGAAACAAUAACAUAUAUGAUGGAGGUGACAUCAGGAUGUUUCAUGCAAUAGAAUUAUCAUUUGGGACUUACUGCAUGUGAAUGACGAUUUGGAUGAGCAAAGGCAUACACUCAGCGGUAAAGUCCGGUCGUGCGCGGGCAUGAUGAGUAAUGAUCAAGAAUAAUGUGGACUUUAGAGAUUAAAGAAGAACAGAAACAAAGAAAGAAAGAGAGAGAAUUUAGGCAAUAGGAGUUGAUAUUAUUAGCAGAAAUUAAUGCUUAAACCUUUAUUUAGACAACAUAAAAUCAUGAAUGCUCUUUGCCAUGCACGCAGGCAGCCUUUUUCUUUCUUGUCCAUUGAUCUCUCUUCAUUAUCA